This is a messenger RNA of Harpia harpyja (harpy eagle), 4228 nucleotides long. It is a transcript of the gene DAO, whose product is annotated as D-amino acid oxidase. Lineage: Eukaryota; Metazoa; Chordata; Aves; Accipitriformes; Accipitridae. Bases 426 to 1469 code for a protein of 347 amino acids. The record is from RefSeq and is a predicted model, not a curated record. The transcript has 12 exons. Gene Ontology annotation, molecular function: FAD binding; D-amino-acid oxidase activity.
GUGUCGCGGUCCCCAGAGCCCCAAAAAGUGUCGGUAGGGUCUGAGCUUCAGCCCUAAAGCACCUGAACCGCUUCGGGGUGCGGCAGGCGGGAGCAUGCUGCAAACCGGACCGAAGAAAGUGCGAGGGGUCAGCGGUGCCAAAAGCAAGAGGCAGACGAGUAAUGGGAGGAGCAACUCCGGGGCUGGCUGCCAGUGGGACAUGGGAUCCAGCGUGGAGGACUCCACCUCCCCAGGUCCGGAGCAAAGACUUUGGCCCCGUUGCCUGGGGGCGGGCUGCAAUCCCGCUGCCCUUGGCACUUAGACCUUGCACCACGGGCAGUUUGCUGGGUGGUAAACAAGCUGCCCUGAGAAAGUGGCUCUGUUGAAGUCUCUGAAAACUGCGGCAGCUGCCCCGAGGACCACACACUCUGCAGAGAGCCGGAGCCAUGCGCGUGGCCAUCAUCGGGGCCGGGGUGAUUGGCCUCUCGACCGCCCUGUGCAUCCACGAGCAGUACCACAGUCUGGUGCCCUCCCUGGAGAUGGAGGUCUACGCAGACCGCUACACGCCCCACACCACCAGCGACGGGGCAGCCGGCUUGUGGCAGCCCUACCUGAGCAACCACAGCAACCUGCAGGAGACGCUCUGGAAUAAAGAGACAUUCGAUUACCUCCUUGGGCACCUGGGCUCACCGGCAGCAAAGGAAAUGGGACUUUUCCUAAUUUCUGGCUACAACCUGUUUACGCAGCCGGUGCCGGACCCGUCUUGGAAGAACAUUGUCCUGGGAUUUAGGAACUUGACACCAAAAGAGCUUGAACUCUUCCCUGGUUAUAGCUACGGCUGGUUCAACACGGCGCUGAUGCUGGAGUGCAGGAACUAUCUGCCAUGGCUCACCAACAGGUUAACGCAGAGAGGAGUGAAGUUUUUCCAUAAGAAGGUUGAAUCUUUCCAGGAGAUGUUUGCCCAGGGCGUGGAUGUUGUAAUAAACUGUAGUGGGGUUCGUGCAGGGGAGCUGCAGCCUGACCCAGAGCUACAGCCUGGCCGUGGACAGAUCAUAAAGGUCCUGGCCCCAUGGGUGAAGCACUUCAUCAUCACUCACGACAUCAAAUCUGGUAUCUACAACUCGCCGUACGUCAUACCGGGGAGUGAGUUCACGGUCUUGGGAGGGAUCUAUCAGCACGGCAACUGGAACGAAGAAAACAGCGCCCAGGAUCACAAAACCAUCUGGGAGAACUGCUGCAGGCUGCUCCCUGCUCUCCAGAAAGCAAAGAUCGUAGAGGAGUGGAGCGGCUUGAGACCAGCGCGUCCCUGUGUUCGCUUGGAGCAGGAGACUGUCCGCCACGGCCAUUUCCAGGCAGAGGUGAUACACAACUAUGGCCACGGAGGGUUCGGGAUCACCAUCCACUGGGGCUGUGCCAUGGCAGCAGCCAGGCUCUUUGGAAGCAUCCUCCAGGAGAAGCAGCUGGCCAGCCCGCCGCAGCCCCGCUUGUGAGUUGUCUGCUCACCCGGGAUUAUCGCAACAGCAGUAGCUUAGAAAUCACAGCAGAAAGAUGCAAAUAACACAUACACGUGGGACAUCUGACCCUCCCACCAGCUCCAACACUGGUUUGUAGUGUCUCGUUUUUAGGUUGCUGCCAGUUCUGUCGCUGCUGUUUGCCAGACGGCUGAGUUCCCUCCACCCCAGCCUUGCACAACCUACCUAGAGGAAGUGCUUUAAAAUACGGACUAAUUAUCUGUGGCAAAGUGCACUUCUGGCCCUGGGGAUCAGUCUGCAAAGGGCAGGCAGGGUUCAGCUGAAAUCUUGAUGGUGCUGCAGUUCAUCUGCACGAUGGGACAGGAUCUGAAACUGAGCCGGUGCCACCUGAGGUCUUCACUGACUGCUCCAACACCCAGCAUGUAAUUAGAUUUGCAAGCUUCCCCCAGGAGGCAAAAGCUCCUUAGUAGGAAGAAGCUCUGAAGCUCCCAGGGAAGUAACAACAGUUCUAAAAGCAUGUGGUUCAGUUACAAUAGCUUUUCUUACGUUCUUGCCAGGAUGAAGCACGGGUCUACAGCACCUGGUUAGUGUAUCUGGCAAUAGACAGCAGCAGUUGCCUAAAAUGGGCUUUCCAAAUGAUGUUUUUAGCAACAAAAGCAACAUGUUCCAGCCCUGUGUACUUGCCAGCCAGACUCUAUAUAUAGCAGAGAGCAUACGCAAAAGAGCUGUUCUUGUCCCUAAAACUCCCACAGGCCCUUCAGUUUCUCAUUUCCUCCAGCCGUGAGACAUGGCUGGCACAGCAGCUCUGAGAGAGGAGCUGACAUGGGGUAGGUUGUGCCUCCUGAAGGAGUUGGGGACAGCUCCCAGGAGGGUAUGACUUUUUGGGGGUGUUCAGUGAUGCUGCUGGGGACCCAAUGCACUGAAGAUACAGUUUGGCCGAUUUUUCCAUGCCAUGCGUCCUUCCUGCUCUAAAAAACAUCAUCACAGACAAGGUACUGAAUGGUCAAGAAGCAUAAGCCUCAAAUCCAAAGGCUAGUGCUUGUCCCGAGCCCAGCACACCGUGCCUGGCUCACUCUCCUCUGUGGAUCAGCCAACUGUUUCUUACUCAUCUGUGAUGCAGCUUCUCUCUCCCUCUGAUUCCGUGUGCCAGAAAUAGCUCAUCAACCUGGUUUGUGAUGUACCAGGCAGCUGCAUCUAGUGAAUGAGAGAUGCUGCAGUGCAGCUGGGCUCGUUUUACCUCCUGGGCACAUGGAUUUAAAACAGUCCCAUGAAAAGUGCAUGUUUCCUGGCCACAGCCUGGCACCAGAGUUUUUCCCUGUUGAAAGACUCAUCUCCUGACAUGCUGCUUCAGUUUCACCAAGGAAAAGAGAAACUUGUGAAGGCUUUGUAGGAAGUGAUGAGCACUCAGUGCUGCUAGAGAUGGUCCAUGCACAGGAGAUCUGCUGCCUACGAGUAGUGGGUACUACGAGGGUACCUAUGAGACUGGUCUCAUUUUCAGGAGUGCUAUGGAGGUUACUGUGCCAGCACAGCCGUGGCCCCGGGAGACCUUCCAGUGACCUCAUUUUCUACUGAACACUAUGUGACCGCUGCGUACUUCUCUGGCUUACACACCCUGUGCAGUCAGAAAGCUCUGACGAGCUUUGCUGAGUGCAUCUGCUAAUUGUCUGCCCUUUUACAAAAGCAGCAAUGGUUACUCUCACUGUAAGGGCCAGAAUUUCUCAGCGGCUGCUGCCUUGUCCCUUUCCCUUCCUCUCUUCCCUUUGUAAAGGUGCGGGAGGGUUGUGUUUGCCUCUGCUAUGACACCUGCAGUGCUGGCAAAGUGAUGUUGCGUGGGAUUUCCAUGCCUGUGGCACUGGAGACCAAGGCAACAACUUGCUGUCGAAGGCACCAGUGAGAGCAGGUCCUGAAGUUCCUCUGGCCAUGAUUUUGGCCUGGUGCUCCUCCCAUCCUUGCAAAGUAUAAACCACCUGAUGAUAGCUGUGGUCAUUUGUGCUUUCUGCUUGUUGCUCAACUGCAGAACGUAAUCCCUUAGGCCAGCCCCGUAGAGCUGCUGCCGCAGCAGAGGUGACAGGGAACUCUGUUAGCUGCUAUGGAGCUGUGGCAGAGGUUAGGGCAGACCAGUGUCCAUCCUCAGAAGGCAGCAGAGAGUGGGUGUGUGUUAAAGAGCCUGCUGUUGUCUGGUAGCUGAGGCACCUCUGCAGUAUGCUUAAAAAACAAAGGCAGACGUAGGAAAAUUAGGAGCCCCUGUCAUGUCCAGUCAGUCUGUCAAAAGGGUUUCCCACUUUAUCUGGCAGCUCACCUGAUAUAUCGCAGCCACACUCAAAGCGUAUAAUCAAGAAAGGGACAGGAAAAAAGAAAACAAUAGCUGGAGAAAAUUUACCAUUGAUUAAUGCUAAACCUAAUGGUCUGUGAUACCACUUCAGAAGAAGCCAUUCAGUGAAAUAGCAUCCGCUUGAUUUCACUUAUUCCAAAUAUGAGAUAUUGAGGAUCAUAUUCUCCUCCCAUUUGUACUGCUGUAAAUCCAAAACCACUUACCUGAUUUCCGAAGAGCUACCCUGGAUUAGCAGAGGUGUAGCAAAUCAUUCUAUAGCUUGCAAUAAGCAGUUGACUCUUCUGAUCUUAGAGCCUACAGGAGCAGCUGUCCUGUGAUCUUACACGACCUCUUAGAAGACAAACAGAAAUGAUUAGAUGUGUAAUUUUAUUUGCGGUCUAAUUUUGCUUAUUUUCUAAAAGGCCACAAUCUAAUAUGUGUGCACAAUAAAGGUAAUAUUCAAAUA